Molecule: messenger RNA, 1872 nt
Organism: Taeniopygia guttata (zebra finch)
Lineage: Eukaryota; Metazoa; Chordata; Aves; Passeriformes; Estrildidae
Source: RefSeq, a predicted model, not a curated record
CCCUCCCUCCGUUCCCUUCCCGCCGCCGCCAUGGCGGCCUUGCCCCGCCACCGCCGCUUCCUCGGCGGCUUCAUCUGCGGGGCCGCUGCCGGGGCCGCCGCGUCCUGCUGGGCGACGUGGCGGCUCCUCCGCAGCCAGAGCCAGCCGGAGCCAUCCGGGCGGGCCCCGGCGCAGGAACCAGUAGAAGAGGCUCUGCUGGAAAGAUAUGGAUUUCCUGAGGCUGGAACAGAGACCAGAUGUUACACAAAUCAUGCACUGUCUUAUGACCAGGCAAAACGGGUACCUAGAUGGGUGAUUGAACACAUUUCAAAACAAAAGAUGCUGGGUGAUGCAGAUCGAAAGCACUGUAAGUUCAAACCAGAUCCUAACAUCCCUCUGAUGUUCAGUGCUGUCAAUGAAGACUACCUUGGCAGUGGAUGGUCACGAGGACACAUGGCACCAGCAGGAGACAACAAAUUUUCAACAUUUGUUUUGAGGUGGAGUGUGAUGUCAUUAUUGAUGCACAGAGCUGGAUAUGGAGUUACAAGUGAUUUAUCACCAGGUCCUUCACCUCUGGAGAGAGCUAUGGCUGAAACGUUUUAUCUGUCCAACAUUGUGCCUCAGAAUUAUGAAAAUAAUGCUGGGUUUUGGAACAGAAUGGAAAUGUACUGUCGGGAAUUGACUGAGAGAUUUGAAGAUGUUUGGGUUGUUUCUGGACCUCUUACCUUGCCUCAAACAGAUGGUGAUGGAAAGAAGAGUGUUACUUAUCAGGUGAUUGGAAAGGAUGAAGUGGCUGUACCAUCCCACCUGUACAAGGUGAUCCUCGCCAGGCGGAGCAGAACGUCCUCAGAGCCCCUGGUGCUGGGCGCCUUCGUGGUGCCAAACAACCCCAUCGGCUUCAGCCACCAGCUCACCGACUUCCAAGUCAGCCUUGAAGACCUGGAAAGAAUGUCAGGUUUAGUUUUCUUCCCCCAGGUGGACAAGACCAAAGAUGUUAAAAAUAUCUGUGAGGUGGAUACCUGCAAGCUGAUGGGCUUCAAGGAGUUCACUCUGUACAUCACUGCCCGCAAAGUGCGGAGCGCCCGGACGCUGCGCCGGCUGCAGAAAGCCAUGGAGGAGUUACAGGAGGCAGGAAUUGAGCCUGAUGAGUAUCUCCUAAAGCUGUACAAGAAGAAGGAGGAAGAACUGCUGCAGGAAAAGCCAGUAGCAGCUAGAGAGGGGAGAGCUGGCUGAGUAUUCAGGGAGUUGUUUGGGUUUUUGGAAAGGGGAACUGAAGGCAAACACGAAGACGAGGGCUCCUUGAAUCAUCUUUGCUUGAGUUGUGAAAACAAUAAAGAAAUAUUUGGAAGCUGAUGGGCUUGGAAUAAUGCUCAUUCUUGUGUAACACAAUGCAAACACGUGGUUUGCUGCACUACUUAGACAUGGGAACUGUAAGUGACUCCUUUCUGGCCUGAGUAGAUCACUGGAUCUCCAAGAAAGGCUUUGUGCUAUUUUCCACCUGGCAUGUCAGACUUAGGGUUUGUGUGGAAUCCCUUCUAGGAAAAUCACAAAAAUAGAGAGUUGACACCCUGGGAGUACAGCUGGAACGUGUUUAAAUGGAAUUCUGCCUGCAAGUCUUCUCACUGCAGUGCUGGAGAAGCAAUUGUACUUUCUGGAAUAUUUUGAAAAUUAAUUUAAAAAUAUUUAAUGUAACACUCUUUUAUUAGAGACAUGUAAGACAAUCUGGUCUUCCCUUAGUUGUAUUAACCAAAACCUCUCCUUUUCUUGUGUGCUUUGAAUACUUCAGCAUGUCAGGAGCUCACAAUUGUUAUCAUUUGCAGCAAACUUACUUCAUCAUGUAAGAUUCUGUGAUUUUUUGGUAAGAAAACCCCAAUAAAACUAAAUUUUAAUCAA